Messenger RNA from Sturnus vulgaris (Common starling), 3736 nucleotides. It is a transcript of the gene PRMT2IP, whose product is annotated as PRMT2 interacting protein. The record is from RefSeq and is a predicted model, not a curated record. NCBI's taxonomy places the organism in Eukaryota, Metazoa, Chordata, Aves, Passeriformes, Sturnidae.
AUGAUUUUCAACAAGCUACCUCAUCUGGAGCCUGCCACCAGCUUCCUGCCCAGCAAAAUCCCUGGCACAUCCAGCCCUGUGCCCCACCCUGCCUCUGAAAACCAUUUCAACUACAAGGGCUCCUACUUUGCCUGCCCGCUGCAGAGCCCCGAGGGUCCCGAGCAGCCCCCGGCCGGCUGGAGCCCCGUGCCCGCCUACCUGCACCACAGCCCCGGUGCCCUGAGCCAGGCUGUGCCGGCUGAGGAGCCACUGCUGGGCUUCCUGCCGCACCCACCUGAGAGCCCAGGCGCCAGGCUGCAGCCCCCAGACGCCCAGAAGAGGCUGAGCCAGAAGCAGCUGAUGCCCAGGAAGAAGCUGGACAGACCCAGGUGCCCCUUGCCGGUGAAGAAGCCGGUGCUGCUGAAGAAGGCAGCCCCUCUAGCAGUCCCCACACCGGUGUACAGAGCCCCCGCCUCCUUCCUGGCUCCCAGCAUGGCUCUGGUGCUGGGAACACAAGCUCAGAGCCUGCAGCAGCGACCAGGGGAGGCAAGCUGGGCCCUGCCCCCUGCCACCCACCCUCUGCACCCCAGUGAGCCCCACAAGACUCGGCCCUGCUCUGACCACAGCCUCCUGCCACUGCCUUCCAGCCUGGCCCUGCCUUCCAAGGAGCAGCUGGGCUCCCCCAUCACCUUGCCCCACUGCUGUGUCACCUUUGAUAAGUACAGGCCACCCCCCAGCACCCCGUUCCUGGAAGCAAGGUGUCCCACUGCCCAGAGCCAGAAGACGAUGCUGGAGGUCCCCAGCCUCAGCCUGGACCCCUGGCCCAAGCUCCAUCCACCCGAUGCCAGCCCAGUGACCCAGGAGAAGUCAGCGAUGUGCUACCCACCCUACCCCUACUCGUUGUCACCUCACAGAGCUGGGCCCCUCUACCACCCCCCAACUCCCACUGUGGGGGAGCCCAGUGCCCUGCCCGGCUUUGGCUACGUGGGAAGCAGGGAGCCCUUUCCUGGCACCUACCUCAAGCCCCAAGUCCCUAGGAGUUACUUUCCCAGCCCCUUGGAGCCCUACGUGCCAAGGACAGCGGGUGCCAGGCUGGGAGUGGUUAUGAGGGAUGCUGAGCCACCCAGGGAUGCCGAGCUGCCCAGGAACACGGGGUACCCAGGGUUUGCCAUCAGCCCAGGCAGUGCAUCCGUGUUCCACACCUCCUUUCCCAGCACAGAGCCAGGGUGUGAGCAGCACAGGGUGGACAGUCCACAGUGGAGAGCAGCACCGAGGCACAGCAGCGCUUUCCAACCUGUCUGCACCUCAGAGAAGCUUUCUGGGGGCUCCGGUGGGCUCACUGAGACAUUUCCCGAGAGAGGAGGGAGCUGGGAGAAACCCAGGCAAGGGGAGGAGGAGCCUCUGUACCCAGGGAGGAGGAACAGCAGCCCGGCCCCUCAGGACAUCCCUCAUGAGAGACCAGAGGAAGGGAAUGUCUGUGAGGGCAAGGAUCCAGCCAAGGAGCUCACCCGCCCUUCUCCAUCUGUGACCCCCACCCGGGGGCUGGAAGACCUGAGGGACACCAAGGCUUUGUCAUCCUCCCCGCCGAUGCCUGUGAUCCACAACGUCUUCAGCCUGGCGCCUUACCAGGAGUACCUGCGGAGGGCCAAGGACUCAGACCCCAUCCUGUUCUGCAGGAAGCAUCUGUGGGAGCACUCCUCACCCCACAACACUGGUGGCAGCCAGGAGCCUGCUGCCCUCAGGGACGUCUCCGUGGUGUCCAGCCUGAGGUCGGGCAGUGGUGCAGUGCAGAGCCAAGAGGAAAGCUGUUACACGAGCAUCCCUAAAAAGCCAAAGCCUGUGCCCCAGGAGCUGGAGUCUCAGGAGGACAGCCCUGAUGGGGUGGACACUGAGGAGCCAGCCCCUGAGGACAUGGCGCUGGACCUCAGCUUCAAGAAGAGACUGGUAGAAGCUGGAGACACUCAGAGACCCUCUGGGUGUGUGGAGGGGACACUGGAUGGAGAGGACAAGGAGGAGAAAGAAGCUGCGGGGGGGAAGGUGGGGUCGGGGGAGGGUGCGCAGCCUCCGAUGCCUGAGACAGACUCUGGGGGCAGGGGCAACUUCCAGAGCUCAAUCAACUUCAUGUUCCAAAAAUACAAGCUCCUGCCCUCCCACGUGCCCAGCACUGAGCCUCCCCAGCAGGAUGGCAGCCCCCAGGCCCCCCAGCCAAACCCCCCCAGCACCCCCACGCUGACUCACCCAGCCUCCUCCCCAUCCAGCAACCCCCCGUUCACACCGCCUGGCCCCCAGCUCAGCAUCAUCCUUAGCCCAAACCUUCCCCAGACGCUGCUUCUCAAAGCCCCCUCCACGCCGGUGGUGGAGAAGGUCUCGGAGGCCAAGCAGGGUGAUGGUGUCCCCACGCAGACCUCCUCACAGUACUUCACCACCCUGCACACCUCGCUCUGUGACACGAUUUCGGGCUCCGUGUCCCGCUCCUCCCCGGAGCUCCUGCGACAGUGGCUGGAGAAGGCUGAGCCGGCAGAAGAGCUGGGAGAGAUGCCCAAAUCCCUGCCCAAGCCCAAAAAUGGCUCCAAGGCACCCAGUCCUCAGAAGCCCAGCAAUGGCAAGGAGAUCUGGCUGGCUUUCCAGGACGUGGCCGCCCUCCUCACCAAACUGCUCUCCCAGCUGGAGGCCUUCAAGUCCUCUUGCCCUUUCCCCUACGUCGUCCGGGCGGGAGCCAUCUUCAUCCCCAUCCACGUGGUGAAGGAGAAACUCUUCCCCAAGCUGCCUGGGAGCUUCGUGGACCGAGUGCUGCAGAAGCACAAGGUGGAGCUUCGUCCCACCACCCUCUCAGAGGAGAGGCACCUGAGGGACCUGGAUCUGAAGAGCUGCACCUCCCGCAUGCUGAAGCUCCUGGCGCUCAAGCAGCUUCGUGAAAUCUACCCCGACCUGCUCAACCUCCACUGGCACAGCUCCAUUCAGCAGCAGCUCGGUAGCCCUGGCAUGGAGGCACUGAAAGCUGAUGGCAAAGCAACAGCCACGGACCCAUCAAGGGAAAGGAGGCACUGAGGAAUGUGCCAAGGGCAGCAGCCAAAUGAUGACAGGAAAGGGAAGGUCCCGAGUCCCCAGAGCUGUGCAUGCCGAGACCACCAGCAGCCCUGCAGGCAGGUGCUCAGCUCCCACCAGCAUCAGGAUCCUCCAGGAUGUUGUUGAUACCUUGCCAGGGACCCUGUGGGGAUGCUGCUCAGGGUGGAGAACAGCUCAGCAAUGCUCCAGGGACACACACAGGGAUGCUGGUUGGUUGUGAGCCCCUUAUGGCAGCUGGAGCUGCUUUUCUUUGAACGGAUCAUCUUUUAGUGCAUCUCCUGCCUCCAUCUGUGACUGCCCUGCUGUGCUGAGAGGGAAUGGCUGGAGUUCCAGUGGAGCUGGAGCAAGAGGAGCAUGGAAAUGGCCACAGCACCGUCCCCAGCCUUGGAAAAAGGGACUGCAGGGAUCACAUCCCACCUCCUCCUCUCUCCUCUGAAUCCCCCCUCCUGCUUUAUCCACACCAUUCCCAAUAAACAUCCCUCUGGGAUUUUUACCUUUAAAGUGCCACAAAGACCUGGCAUGACAGCAAGGGCAAGCGAAUCGUGACUUCCAUAGUCCCAGGACUAAGGGGUUUUUUUUAAGUUAUAAAUGAAGACAUUUUACAAAUGUUCUGGAUUUACCUUUAUAAGGAGCUGCUGCCUUCAGGUCAUGUGUUUUGGUUUUUUUUUUUCUUUAAAUACAAUAACUUAAU